AUGGACGCAUCAGAGCAUUCGAGGACAGAUCAGGACAGGACCCCGAUUCCCGACAUCUCGCACGUUCCUGACCACACUCAAUCCCCGACGGAGAAUGCCCCCUUGUUUCAAGAAAUCCAACGAUACCCCAAAAUAGUGGCCUACUCGUUUGGCCUAGCCCUCGCAUUCCUUCUCACCGGCUAUGACACAGUAAUUCUCGGAACCAUCACCGCCGUCCCGUACUUCAAAAAAGAAUUUGGCGAACGAUACAAUGGCAGCUACAUCAUCCCGUCAGCAUGGCUAUCCGUAUGGAGCGCAAUAGCACCCAUUGGUUCCAUGGCCGGUGCAGCCGCAGCAGGCUGGAUGCAGGACCGCAUUGGACGUCGCUGGUCCCUGGCUUGGAGCUGUGUAAUCUGCGCAGUGGGCAUCGCGAUUGCAUUCUGCUCUUACUUACCCACGGCAAUGGACUCUCGUCGGAGUGCCUUCCUUGUUGGAAGAUUGAUUCAGGGAUGGGGAGUUGGUGGUGCUAUGGCUGGUGCUCAGACGUAUUUGUCGGAGACGGUCCCGACGAGUCUGCGUGGCUCUGCAAUGGCUCUUUCGCCGACUUUUAUGUUGUUGGGAGAACUCAUUGGGGCCACCGUGAUUUUUGCUUGUGAGAAGAAGACCUCGAUGGCUGCGUAUCUCCUGCCAUUCGGUACGCAGUGGAUCUUCACCCUGCUACCAUUCAUUUUGGCGAUUGUUCUUCCUGAGAGUCCGUCAUACUUGAUCCGGAAGGGGGAGUAUGAUCAAGCUCACACUGCGAUGAAGUCCUUGCACGGCUCCCAUGUUGAUGUUACGCCGCUCCUGGCCCAGUUGCGUGUCUCAAUUGCACAUGAGCAGCAACUGUCCAAUGAACUCUCGUACCUUGACUGCUUCAAGGGAAUCAACCUUCGCAGGACUGCAAUUGUGUCAUUUGCGUUCAUGGUGCCUAGUCUGUUUGGUGUGCCGCUUCUGGCCAGUGCUAGCUAUUUCAUGCAGGUGGUUGGUAUGUCUUCGAGUACCAGCAUCAUUGUUCUCAUCUUGGGUAUUGUGCUAGGUCUCUUGGGAAACGGAGUUGGUGUCUGGCUUAUGAGUCGCUUCGGAAGGCGACGCCCGAUGCUUAUCACGCUCGCAAUCACAACCGCCUUGUGGACGAGUAUGGGAAUUGCUGGCUGUUGGGCUGGUAUCACCGUUGUCUGGUACACCGCAGCUUGUAUGAUGGCAGUAGUCGUGGUUUGCGGAAUGGGCGCGUGGCCAGCAUCUUUCGCAGUGGCUGGUGAAGCAUCCAACCUCCGUCUCCGUGCUAAGACACAGGGUGUAGGCGUGCUGUGCUACAUGCUGUCCAAUGUCGUCUUCAACCUUGUGCUCCCUUAUAUCUACAAUCCGGAUGCAGGUGAUCUCAAGGGAAAGACUGGAUUUGUCUAUGGCGGACUGUGCCUAUUCGCCUUUGUUGUGACUUGGUUGACUGUUCCUGAGAUGAAGGGCCGCACCGCUCUGGAGAUUGAUACCAUGUUUGAGAGCAAUCUUCCUUGUCGCCAGUUCAAGAACUGGUCUGCUGACAUUGUCGACCCGAAAGCGGGCGCUGUAUAA
Molecule: messenger RNA, 1587 nt
Organism: Penicillium subrubescens
Lineage: Eukaryota; Fungi; Ascomycota; Eurotiomycetes; Eurotiales; Aspergillaceae
Exons: 2
Coding region: 1-1587 (528 amino acids)
Biological process (GO): carbohydrate transport; transmembrane transport
Cellular component (GO): membrane
Molecular function (GO): carbohydrate:proton symporter activity
Source: RefSeq, a predicted model, not a curated record